AUGGACCCGCAGGACUCAGAGCGCGCCCAGCGCGCGGAGAAGGCCGACGCCCACGCGGGCCCGCACCGCGGUGCAGCGGACCCUGGCGACGAUGCGACCCUCCAGCACCCCGCCGCCGCGUCCUCGAGCCGCGGCGCGACGCACGGCCACCUCCACGACUACCGUCACCACCUGGACCUCCCGGCGAUCGACGAGCGCUCCGGCGCGAGCCCGACGCACGGCCUCGGUGACCGGGCGCCAUCCGGGCCGGGCUCGGCCGUGCCGCAGCUGCAGCAGAUCCUCAACAUGGACACGUACAGCGGGAGCUCGUCGUCGUCGGGGGCGCCGCAGCAGCGCGCGGCCCCGUCGGACACGGUGUCGUCGAUCCGGAGGGAGUUUGAGAGACACCACCAGCACGUGCACUACCACGCGGACGUGCGCGGGGGCGAGGAGUGGCACGCGCACGCGCCCGCGCACCUCGAGCCGCGGAGCGCGUCGGGGAUCAUCAGCCCCGGCAGCACCAUCGGGGGGAGGAGUUUCCGGAGACACCCCUCCGGGGGUCUCAACGUGCACAGCCCGCUGAUCGACGACGCGCACCACGCGGGCGCGCCCGCGCCCGGGCGUGCGCCGUCGGGCGGCUUCCUGCGCGCGCACGACGGCAUGCCGCUGCAAUCGCGCGCCUCGGUGGGCAUGGCCUCGGCAGUGAGCGCGGGCGGGCUGCUCUCGCCGCGCAGCACGGGCGUGCCCGGGUUCGACCAGUCGGACCUCCACCGCGUCUCGGCGCACUCGAUCGGGCACUCGUCGCACGUGCACACUCCGCGCAGCGAGAGUCCGGGUCCAGUCGCGCGCCCCCUCGCGGCACCGCCGGCCGACACCGCCGCGGGGGGCUUCGGGCCGGACGGCCGGCGCGUGCCGUUCCGGCCGCAGAUGGACCGCUGGGGGAGCAUCGUGUCGAGCACGGGGGGCGAGGACUCCAUGGGGGUAGUCCAGCAGGGCGCCGCGGUAGAAGUGGGGGAGUUCCUGGGGCACGACAGCCACUCGGGGGGGCACUCGUCGGCGCGGGACGCCGCGUCGCAGGGCACGGGCACGUCGAGUUCGGCGCAGGAGAUCCUCUACGCCGCCGACCUGCUCGCCAAGCCCUUCACUCCCCCCCCCAACAUGGACCUGGGGGCGGGUCGCACGCCCGGGUCGGGCGAGUCCGGGACGGGCGAGAGCAACACCCCGCAGGACGACGCGGUCUCCAGGGGCCGCGUCGGCACCGGCAGCAUCGUCUCGCCGCCGGACUCGCACCCGGCGUCCCGCGGGCGCUCCCCCGCCGCCGUGCCGUCCCGCAUCCCCCGCGCUGGGGCCGACCGGCCGGCGCGGCCCACCGCGCGGACCCCGCCGCGCGCGCAGCGCCCCCCGCGCCAGCCGGAGCGCCGCGCCGCGAAGCCCGGCGUCCCGCAGCCCCACCCGCGGCCGGCCUCUGCCCCCCGGGGGCGUGACGCGCCAGACGGGGGGAGUCCCGGCCCGGAGGGCACCGCGUCGCCGCGGAAGCAGGUCACGAAGGUCGAGGAGUUCGACCUGAGCCAGCCGCAGGGGCGCCACACCAAGAACGAGGUCGCGCGCCGCGUCGAGGAGCAAUACGAGCAGGCGCUGCCGUUCGAACCGACUUUCGUGGCGCGGCCGCGCAGCCCGGGCGCGGGCAAGGUGCCGCGGUCGUUCUACGAGCGGCUGCAGGAGGACCAGAUGAAGCGCGAGCGCCACCGGAGGAAGAUGCUGGAGGAGAAGGCCGAGCGGGAGCGCAAGGAGGCGGAGCGGGUGGCGGAGGAGGCGCGGCGGGCGCGGGCGGCGUCGCGGCGGAAGGAGCGGCCGGGGCGGUCGGGCGAGUCCGGCGGCAGCGCGAGCGAGGGCGCGCGGGGCGGGGAGGAGGCGGACAGCAGCGCGGGGGUGCCGCGGCACGAGCGGCUGUACGGGAUGGUGGAGAAGCGGCGGGCGAACAUCGAGAAGAAGCGCGCGGAGGUGGAGAAGGAGCGGAUGGCGGAGGUGACGGGGCGGCCGCAGACGAACCAGAUCGAGCCGCAGAAGUACGUCCCGCCGCACGAGCGCGCCGCCGAGGUGGUGCGGCGGCGGCAGGCGUGGCUCGCGUCGCAGGAGGAGAAGCGCAACAGCGCCUUCACGUUCCAGCCACAGAUCCUGAAGAAGUCCCAGCGCAUCGCCGAGGCGCGCGACCUCCGCCGUGACCUGGAGAUCACGCACGGCAUCGCGGCGAGCGCCCCGAAGCGCGCAGGGCUCCUGUACGGCUCCGCGUCGACGGGCGAUCUCGGCCGUCCGCCGAUCGCGUCGACCGCGACGGACGCGAUGCCCUUCGGCGACGAGGGCUGCACCUUCCGCCCCGCCAUCAACCCCAACUCGCGGCUGAUCGCCGAGCUGGACCCGAAGCGCCCCGCGUCCUUCCUGGACCGCAUCGAGCGCGAGCUGCGCGAGCGCCGCGUGCGCGCGGCGGCCAACGCGCGGGCGCACGAGGACCCGGAGCUGUCGUUCCGGCCGCGCACGGACGGCAACGCCGGGCGCGUGCUCGCGGCGUCGCGCACCAAGGCGGUGCACCUCCAGGAGUCGCACCUGGAGAAGGUCGAGCGCCUGAGCUACCAGGACGCCCAGAGGCGCGAGGCGCUGCAGCAGACGCUCGCCGAGAGCUAUUACAGCCAGUACCCCUUCCAGCCCGAGAUCUCGCGGGCCGCGGCGACGCGGAAGGCGACGCCGCUGGAGGAGCUCGUGAACAACACGCGCGGCAAGGUGAAGCGCGACGGCGAGCGCGCGAAGGUCGAGCGCGAGGAGGCACGCGCCUGCACCUUCCAGCCCGACACGACCAAGCCGACCGGGACGCCCCGGGGGGAGUCCACGGCGCUCGUGGUGCUCGACCAGGACCACGUCGACGAGCGCCGCGUGAUCAACCGCCCCCCCGAGCGCCUCCUCGAGCACAUCAUGCGCCAGAAGGAAGACCGGGAGCGCAAACUGGCCAUGCGGCGGGCGGAGCUGGCGGAGCGCGAGGCGGACGAGUGCACGUUCGCGCCCGAGGUCGGCCCGCCGCCGCCCGCCGAGGAGGGCCCCGUGCUCGUGCGCGGGCUGGCGGCGUUUAACGAGCGGCAGCUGCGCGCGCGCGAGUUCCAGCGCCAGCGGGAGGAGUACGAGAAGAAGGUGUUCUGGAAGGAGCCCAAGGGGUCGGCCGGUCACACGGUUCCGCAGCCGCCGCACUUGGCCACGGAGGAGCGCAUGCGCGACAAGGCCACCAGCGAGGGGUGGGAGGGGCGCCGCGCGGCAGCGGAGGCGUACGAACGGGCGAGGGAGGAGGCGCUGUCCGGCCGGCCGCGCACGAACUACGCGCGCCAGCGCAAGCUGCUCGACCGCAUCCUCGGGAAGGCCGACCCCUCGGCGCCGGCCCAGGAGGACGGCAGCGACAGCGCACUCGUCGUUGUUGGCGGGCCCUCGGAGAGCGAAGGCCCCGCGUCCGGGCGGUACGGGGCGCCGAGCAGCGAGGCAGCGAGCGUACAGGCCGCGGCGUAG
Messenger RNA from Pedinophyceae sp. YPF-701, 3522 nucleotides. The record is from the annotation of a GenBank genome assembly. Lineage: Eukaryota; Viridiplantae; Chlorophyta; Pedinophyceae.